ACUGUUACAGCAUCAGAAGCCGUCAACACCGGUUCAGAAGGCGGAUGAUUCGACCUUGCGUGGACGCAAGAUUCUGAUACCGAGGGCUAAAUUUUCUGUCCUUGCCGAUUUUUUCACACCUCUCAAACGCUUUAUCCGAGGCAACGAGGUGGUGACUCCGGGAGGAAACCACGCAUUGGACAAUGUAGUCCUCCAAAUCGAAUCUGGCGAACCCGAAAGUUCCCCUGCACCAAGCAUGAGUUCAGCCUCUGGAACACCAAGUCUACCAAUAACCACACAUACCCCAUCUUCGGAUAACGCACCCGACUCGGAUGGCCACAUUCCGACUUCCCCAAGUUUGCCUCCCACACCUUCCACGAACGGAGUGGACCCGCUUCAAAGACCCGAAAAGACUCUUGAUUCAUCGCCCUUGCAACGCUCGAGUCUCUCAAAUCAACCGGAGCAGGUCAUUGCAAACGGACAUUUAGAGCCGCAGACUGAAUCAAUGUUGGAAGAGACCAUGCUGAGCGUCACCAGCACUGAUACUUCGAUCCUUUCCGACCAAACCACUCCCACACCAGCCCUCCAUACCGAACAUCAUACCCAGAAUUAUGCCCCGAGGGCUCCAUCUACCCCCCCUCAAGCUCGAGCCUCGUUAUUUGGGAACGCCGCAUCACUUGUGGCGCGUACAUUGGGAUCAUUCACCCCAACCUUCAAGCGCACGCCUCAACAACUUCCAGCAUCUCAGCCUGCGAAGGUACUGACAUCUAUUGACACCACGAUGGAAGAUGUCGAGCAGUCCCCAGCUUCCAGCAUCUCCCGCCAUGUGAAUGGUCAACCGUCCCACGGUUUCCCUAGGAGGCAGCCGUCUACCCCCUACCCCAAGCGAAAGCUAACCAGGAUCGCGAACGAACCCGAAAUUGAUCCGUGGGAGUCUACGAAAAAUGAUCUACAUCACCGGACUUCGGUGCGAACAACACGAAAACAGAUGGCCGACCACUUGUUCCAGCAAUUCAUGAAACUGAAGCCCUCCAAAAAGGACAAAGAGCUCCUUCAAGAAAUCCUUAAAGAACUGCAUCAGAGGGCAAUCGGCGAUACGAUUGACGAGAUGAACAAUGCCGGUCUAUCCUUCAGAAUGCGCGAUAGAGACAUCGGUACCGAGGCGGAAUACCUGAACACCGAGCGACGCUUGGUUCGACACUUGAAGCCGAUCGAGGAAGAGGAAAUCCCUCGGAUUGUCAAACAGUACAUCGAUGCCAUCAUCUCCGAGAAGCAAGACGAGUUCUACUGGGAUGAGCGUACUGGUACCGUAGUGCAAAAGGAGCUUGUGCUUGCCACCCCCAUUGCGACGAAGCCGAAUUCCAUCCUUCGACGCACUGCUACUCCAGGCAAACGGCUUGUUAAGAUAUCGGAGCUUUCGGCAAUUCCGAACCCCAAGGAUGGCUUUGGAAUGGAUGAGCGAUACUUUGACACCGAUGAUAGCCUGGUCGAACAGUCGGAUUACUCCGACCCCAUGCCGAAGACCUCGAAGCGAAAGCGUGUGAAUGUCAACACACUCAAACAGAUCCCCAACCCCAAAGGCGGAUUCGGUAUGAAUGACAAGUACUUUGGUGACAACAGCAUGGUCACGGUGUCUGAUAACUCAACCAUGACACCUCCCGUCAAGAAGGCACGACUCGGACAGAGCACUGCAAAAUCCGUCCGCUUCUUUUCACCUAAGAGCGGGAAAAUUCGCCGAACCACGCAAACCCCUUCCACCGUGGCUGAUAUGAGUGCGUACACCGCGUCGACCCCUACGCCAGGCUAUUCAUGGCCCACUCCUGGAACGCCCGGCUACCGACACACAUGGGACAGACCUCAAGAGGAGCCUUCCAGCAGCGAAAACGUCUUUACAGGUAGCCCCACCGGCCGCGAGCUCGCUCCCUACAACCCAGGCGACGGGGUGAAUGAGGAUGCUUCGGAUCUCGCAGAGUGGUCGCCUACGGAAAAGAAGAAGUUUUUGAAGACAGGCCAUGUCUCAGGCUCCGGGUCAUUCUGCGUUCCUGAGGGGGACGCCGAAGACUCUUCGAUGCUGGAUGCUACGAUUUCCGAGUACGAUGAACACGCUACCCCUGGUACUCCUGAGCAACCCAUGUAUGCAAACCAAACGCAGCUUCCGUCGACACUGAGCGCGCCGAAACCGCAGGCAAAUGGUGUUUCUACCAAGGUCUCCGUGACGCCCACCACUGAUGCCAAAGCUACCACUACCCCGAAAUCUGCUGCUCAAAUUGAUUCUUCCGCUAUUAUCCUCAGAGAGGAAGAAAUCGACACCGAAGAUACUGAGAGCGUUGAUGCUCUCGAUGGCAUUUCCACCGAUGGCUCGGACUUCGAUAUCGAAGACUACUAUGAUGGGGCCGGUCCCCUCUCACCCACUGACUCCGAUGACGCCAUCACGCCGGAAGAAUGGUGGGAUAUCGUCACCGGUGGGCUGGACCACCUCAAGAAGCCCAACGCCGCGGAAGAAGAAGCCAUCGAGAAGGCUCGUCGGAACGCCGAAAAGUUCAAGCCUGCGAAAGGCAGCGCCCUACGCAACGUCAGCAAGGGGGACGAGGACGAUGACAGCGAUAUCGGCAUCGAUGAGGAUGAUGCAUAUGACCGGGCCGUGAUCAAGCGGUUGAUGGGAUUGUUUGACACCGACGGGGAGGAGAUUGAGGACAAGCAGCUCACUCCGAAGAAGUACGUCAAGGUCAUGGACGCCGUCAAGAAGCACUUGCCCGAACUCGAACUCGAGUCAGACUGAGUCAACGCCUGCCUCCGAAGUGUUGAAUGGUCAUUCGAAACGAUUAUGAUGGAACGAAUGGGAGUG
Eremomyces bilateralis CBS 781.70 is the source of this 2824-nucleotide messenger RNA. RefSeq lists its product as uncharacterized. Bases 236 to 2758 code for a protein of 840 amino acids. The record is from RefSeq and is a predicted model, not a curated record. The transcript has a single exon. NCBI's taxonomy places the organism in Eukaryota, Fungi, Ascomycota, Dothideomycetes, Eremomycetales, Eremomycetaceae.